GUGAACAUUUUUUUAGUAAACAAUAUACGUUUGAACAACACAAAAGCAAACAAACAGAAGAUAACUGGAAAACAUCACAACCUAUAAUUAUCAACAUGGUGGAUAUUUGUAUCGACGUGUCCGCCUCCAUUAACAGCACAAGGGACACGCACAAACAUCGAGUAACCAUUGAUCAACAAAUGAAUGGCAGCAUUUUAAUGACAGCUAAAUGACUUUAUACCAUAUAAAUAUAUAUACAUAUUAUAUUCAUAGCAUUCAAGGUCUCGUGCCACUUACCGUCGUGUCCUCACACAAAAAGCGUCACUAUUCAACGAAGCCCGCAAGUACGCAACAAAUUCUUUCCAUUCAAUGUAGCGUCGACAAAAAAUGGUGAGAGGAACUUCUAGGAAAGCAAGCGCGUACACAGUGGCGCCGAAGUUCGAUUCUUCGAACUGCACGGUCCGCCGGAUCCGUCCGGUCAGAACCAUAACGACUCGCAGUCAACUUAAGAACAGUAGCGAUUUUUUCCAGGGACUUCCACUGGAGGUGUUCCACAUCAUUUUGGACCAGCUAUCUGUGUUGGAGAUAAGUGUAUUCUGCUUGACGUCCAAAAAGAUGACUAGUUGUGUGGUGAACUUUAUAAGCACCCUUGCCUGGAAGAGCAAAAGCAUCCUCAAAAACAUUCACAACACUACCUUUCCUGGACAGACAAGUGCUGGUGAACAAUUCAGAGAUCUUGGUUUAUUAUUCAAAAGAUGCACCAUGUUGCUGCCUACAAAGGAAAGGCUUAAAUUCAUACUGAACAAGUUUUUACAGGUACCUUGCUUCAUGCUGGAGGAGUGCUCAGUACCAAACUGCAUUGGUUUGGUCCGAUAUGGAGUAUUCCUGCAGACGCUAAUUGCAGGGUGGGAUGAGGUUGAGUGCCACAGAGUGUUCAUCUUUUUGUGUGACAUCACCAACCUGCUGACUAGAAUUCAGUCAGUCAUCACUGGGAAACCUGGGUUGAAAGGCUUUGAAGAGCUGGAGCUCCGUUAUUUCUGCCGUAAGGUUUUGCUGGACUUGUCCCCGAAUCAGUUAGAUUGCCAGUUCUGGCUCCUGUGUCUCCUAAAGCCUUGGCCCUUGGUCCAUCAGGCACACCUCUUGCUGAUCCUGUACGGGCCACUGCUGUCUGAAGGCUCCAUUUGUUGGCAUGAUCUUGUGGUGCGGGGGCUUCCUCAGGAUGCUUUGUGGGACUUGGCCAGGGCCAUUCUCUUGCUCUUCAACAAGCCAGAUGUGAAAGACUGGACAACGCAGUCAACCCUAGCAGUCUUUGCAGAGAUCACCGCCAUCCCUCACCCAUGGCAUGUGGAAAAUGUUGCCCGUCUCCUGGUGCUGUGUGGCACUAAGCUGUGCUACACAGUCUUGGCCAGCAGGGCCCUCUGUGGACGAAUCAAAGAAAUUGCCAAAGUGAUCGUUUACAUUAUUCUGGUGUGUGAAAAGGAUGGCUAUCAAAUGACUUGGGCGGUGAAGUUGGUGCAGCAUAUCCACAUGUGUUUCAAAUCAGCUGUUGAAAAGUUCAUCUUCAUCCAUCAGCUGGAGAACACGUUCUCCGAGGUCACCAAAGAGUUUUAUGAGAUUUAUGUAGCAGGCAACCAUCUUGAUGCCAGGGAAGCUUUCGGAACCUUGUGUCUCCUCCUGCACGCCAAUGCUACAUUUCAUGCAAAGUUCCUUCACAUGAUGCUUAAAUAGAAGCAAUGCAAAUUGACUUCAGAAGACCUUGAAACAGUGAAGUUAAAGAGAGAACUGGAACAGCAUAGCAAAUGUUAAUUUUAUCAAUUAAUUUAUCCUUAUAUACUAUUUAAUAUGUAACAUGUAUUUAAAAAGAAAGUUUUUUGACACCUAUUUAUUUACAGUGAAUGUUAGCGAUUGUAGUUGUAAUACACUGUUUUUAUUGUGUUGGUGUUUAUUAAUAUUGGUGUAGAGUUACUCUAUAAUUUUGUUUUCCACACAAAUUUGGUCAGAAAGUUUGGAAUUCAAUGAACUGACCUCUACAGGAAAAAAAA
This is a messenger RNA of Doryrhamphus excisus (bluestripe pipefish), 2021 nucleotides long. NCBI's taxonomy places the organism in Eukaryota, Metazoa, Chordata, Actinopteri, Syngnathiformes, Syngnathidae. The record is from RefSeq and is a predicted model, not a curated record.